AUGGAUCAUGUCAAGGCCAGUAUUGUUCAGUCUCCAGCCUUAGGGGAUCUACUCCCUUAUUAUUACCCUGCCACUGAGAUAGCCCACUUCACAUCAGGGUGCCCUGGUUCAUCAGCACCUGAUGCGGACCUUGUUGACCCGGGCAGCAUCCGAGCUGUUGGAAAGUGCAGAAGUGGCCAAAUGGAAGCCAGGGAGUUAAAGUAUGCUCGAACACUGAUCUUUACGCUGGAUGAAAUAAACAAGAACAGGGAACUGCUGCCAAACACCACUCUGGGUUACAAGAUCUUCAAUGCAUGUGGAAGCAACAACCUGCUGCGAGCAGCUAUGGAAGCUGUGGUUGGAGAGAAAAGGCAACUGACCCAGGAACAAAGCUGCAGAAGAGUGCAGGCAAUAAUUGGGCACUCUUCAUCAGGACCUAGCAAAAUCAUUAACACAGCUACAAAUCCUUUACAAAUACCACAGAUCAGCUACCUCUCUACCUGCGCUUGUCUCAGCAACAGACUCAUUUACCCUACAUUUUUCAGAACAGUGCCCAGUGACCACUUUCAGGUUAUAGCUCUGGUGCAGCUCAUGAAACACUACAGCUGGUAUUGGGUAGGAGUUGCUUAUAGCUAUGGAACAUAUGCAGAGGAGGGGAAAGAUGAAUUUACCAAGGAAGCAAGAAAGGAGGGCAUCUGUAUUGAGUAUACUGUUUACUAUAUCAAGAAACAUUCAGAAAGCAAAAUAUUUGAGACCGUUAACACCAUUAAAACUUCCACUUCAAAAGUAGUCCUGGCCUUCAUGUCUUCAUCUUAUCUUGAAAGUUUUCUUGAUAUAAUGGUGACAAACAAUGUUACAGGAAAGCAGUGGAUUGGAAGCGAGUCCUGGAUUACGAAAGCUAGUUUAGCUACUCUUGAAAGAAUGAAGAUUUUGAAAGGAGCAAUUGGUUUUGCCAUCCCAGAGGCCCCAAUACCUGGCCUGUCUGAGUUUUUAUUGAGUCUGAAACCUUCAGAUUCACCACAGAGUCCUUUCAUAAGGACCUUGUGGGAGCAUGUGUUUCACUGCAGCCUGUCUGUCACAAACAACUCAGACACAAAGCAGUGUACAGGCACAGAGGAUCUGAGAACUGUCAACAAUUCCUACACAGACACAGCUGAAUCAAGAACAGUUAACAAUGUGUAUAAGGCUGUAUAUGCAGUAGCACAUGCUUUGCACAGGCUUUUGCUGUGUGAUAAUGGAAUCAAUCCAAUCACGAAAGAGGGUUGCCUCAAGAGUGCAAAUAUUGAGCCAUGGCAGGUGGCAAAGAGCUUGAGAAAAGUCAACUUCACCACUGCCUCAGGACACAAUGUUUACUUUGAUGAAAAUGGCAACAGUGUGGCCCAGUAUGAUUUAGUCAACUGGCAGUUCAAUAAUGAUGGCUCUGUUAAAAUUGUUAAUGUUGGUUGUUACGACGCCUCCCUACCUUUUGGGCAAAAGUUCAAGAUGAAUGACAACGUCACUAUAAUGUGGGGUGGGGAUCACUAUGAGGUGCCAAGGUCAGUGUGCACAGACAGCUGUCCUCUGGGGAGCAGAAAGGCUAUAAACAAAAGGAGGCCUGUGUGCUGCUUUGAUUGCAUCAAGUGUGCUGAUGGUGAAAUCAGCAAUGAAACAGAUUCACUGGACUGUAUGAAGUGCCCCUCCGAGUACUGGUCCAGUGAAAACAAUGAUGAAUGUAUUUUAAAACCCACUGAGUUCCUGUCUUAUACAGAAAAUAUGGGCUCAUUGCUUGUGCUGUUUUCUUGUAUUGGUGUGUUUCUCACAUUGCUCAUAUCCAUCAUAUUCUUCAUUUUCAAGGAGACUCCAAUAGUGAAAGCCAACAACUCAGAGCUGAGCUUCCUGCUGCUCUUCUCAUUGAAGUUAUGUUUUCUCUGUUCACUUACAUUCAUUGGCCGGCCCUCUGAGUGGUCCUGCAUGUUGCGACACACAGCUUUUGGCAUCACCUUUGUCCUCUGUAUCUCCUGUGUUCUGGGGAAAACAAUAGUAGUGUUAAUGGCUUUCAGGGCUACACUUCCAGGCAGUAAUGUCAUGAAAUGGUUUGGGCCCCUACAGCAGAGACUCAGUGUCUUUGCCUUCACUCUUGUACAGAUUCUUAUUUGUGUGCUUUGGUUAACAAUAUCACCUCCAUUUCCCUAUAAGAAUAUGAAUCACUACAAAGACAAGAUCAUUCUGGAAUGUGAUGGAGGCUCAGGCAUAGGUUUCUGGGCUGUGUUGGGUUAUAUAGGACUCCUGGCUGUCCUAUGUUUUGUGUUGGCAUUUCUGGCCCGAAAACUGCCUGAUAAUUUCAAUGAAGCCAAAUUUAUCACAUUCAGUAUGUUCAUAUUCUGUGCAGUGUGGAUUACCUUCAUCCCAGCUUAUGUCAGUUCUCCUGGAAAAUUUACUGUAGCUGUUGAGAUAUUUGCUAUUUUAGCUUCUAGCUUUGGGUUACUCCUCUGUAUCUUCAUCCCUAAAUGCUAUAUCAUUGUCCUUAAACCAGAACUGAACUCAAAGAAACAACUGAUGGGCAAGGCAGCACUAAACUCACACCAAGAUUCACAAUGA
Molecule: messenger RNA, 2556 nt
Organism: Chanos chanos (milkfish)
Lineage: Eukaryota; Metazoa; Chordata; Actinopteri; Gonorynchiformes; Chanidae
Product: extracellular calcium-sensing receptor-like
Exons: 10
Coding region: 1-2556 (851 amino acids)
Biological process (GO): G protein-coupled receptor signaling pathway
Cellular component (GO): plasma membrane
Molecular function (GO): G protein-coupled receptor activity
Source: RefSeq, a predicted model, not a curated record